GCCUUUCUGUACAGGACGAGGUUGCCGCCGCUCAGCCCGAGAUCGACGAGAAGACCGCGUCGCUGGUGUCCAAGGGCAAGUGGAUGCCACCGGGCUACAAGGUUCGUGUUCACUGCCGUCAUUUUCUCCGUGUGUGUUAUUCUACAGUUUGCUAACGGUUCGCCACCUACAGGAGAGAUUCGGCGACCUGUCCCUGCUGUAAACAGUGCCGACCCAUAUCGAUCUGUGUGCAUUUACCGUCCUUCUUCCCAUGUGACCAUACCACUAUAUCCUACCUGUCAAAUCAUUGGGGCCAGCCAGCUGGGGAUGUGCUGUGUUUGGCUACGUGAUAUUGGUCAAAUGUGUAUAGAACCAUUGUUUCAAUUAGAUGACCGUUCCUAG
This is a messenger RNA of Rasamsonia emersonii CBS 393.64, 381 nucleotides long. RefSeq lists its product as uncharacterized. NCBI's taxonomy places the organism in Eukaryota, Fungi, Ascomycota, Eurotiomycetes, Eurotiales, Trichocomaceae. The transcript has a single exon. The annotation marks the transcript as partial. The record is from RefSeq and is a predicted model, not a curated record.